Molecule: messenger RNA, 3597 nt
Organism: Cygnus olor (mute swan)
Lineage: Eukaryota; Metazoa; Chordata; Aves; Anseriformes; Anatidae
Gene: B3GNT9
Product: UDP-GlcNAc:betaGal beta-1,3-N-acetylglucosaminyltransferase 9
Exons: 3
Coding region: 247-1494 (415 amino acids)
Cellular component (GO): membrane
Molecular function (GO): hexosyltransferase activity
Source: RefSeq, a predicted model, not a curated record
UUUGCUCGGCGAGGAUUUCCUCGGUUUCGCUUGAAGUCUGAGGAAUGUCUCCCGCUAACGGCAUCCAGAUGUGCCUGCUUGGCAGCCCACUGCUGGGACACUACUGGGGGGACGCAGGAUCGGCGCGAUCGCGGGGAAUCUGAAGAACUGAUGGAAUGAGACAGAUCAUCUUUGGGAAAAGUAUGGACAUUGGUGCCAGGCAGCUCAGACACAGCUUUUAGCAGUCCCAGGAAGACCGCGGGGACAAUGAGAGUUCGUCUCAAAGGGGAUGCGAUCUGUACCCUUCUCCUGGUGGUCGCACUUUGCUCUUUACUCUACACCCAGCUGGAGCAUUUCGUCCCAAAAGGGCACAAGGAGCCGACCCAGAAGCAGCCUUCAGUAACACAGCAAAUACUCUCCAACCCCAGAGCACCUGGGAGACCCACACCAGCAGAGGCAACAGCACUCAGACCCCAGUUAAUUCCCACUGUUAGACGAACAGAAGCAGCUAACACCAGGGUCCAAACUACAACCCCAGCCCCAGCAGCCGAUUCUGCGUUCAACUUCAAGCGCUAUCUCCUAAACAAGGACAACAGGAACUUCAACCUCCUCAUCAACCAGCCCAAGAAAUGCAGGAGAACACCCGGAGGUCCCUUUCUGCUCAUCGCUAUCAAAUCGGUAGUUGAAGACUUUGACAGACGGGAGAUCGUCCGGAAAACUUGGGGCAGGGAGGGUUUGGUGAACGGGGAGCAGAUUCAGCGAGUGUUCCUCCUGGGAACACCAAGGAAUAGGACAGCACUGGCCACAUGGGAGACCCUGAUGCACCAGGAAAGUCAGACAUACCGCGACAUUUUACUUUGGGACUUCAUGGACACUUUCUUCAACCUGACCCUGAAGGAGAUCCACUUCUUGAACUGGGCUGCUGAAUUCUGCCACAACGUGAAAUUUAUUUUUAAAGGCGAUGCUGACGUUUUUGUUAACAUCGAGAACAUUGUUGACUUCCUCGAGAGACACAACCCUGCUGAGGACCUCUUUGUUGGGGACAUCAUCUACAACGCCCGGCCCAUCCGCGUUCAGAAGAGUAAAUAUUAUAUCCCAGAGACCAUGUACGGGCUCAGCAUCUACCCAGCCUACGCAGGAGGAGGAGGUUUUCUGCUCUCCAGCUGUACCAUGAGGAAGCUAUCCAGGGCUUGCAGAGAGGUGGAACUCUUCCCCAUCGAUGAUGUCUUCUUGGGCAUGUGCUUACAGAGAAUUAACCUCAAACCCAUUCUGCAUGAAGGUUUCAAGACCUUUGGGAUUGUCAAGCCUUCUGCUGCCCCGCACCUACAGACGUUUGAGCCCUGUUUUUACAAAGAUCUCAUGGUAGUUCACAGUCUGAAAGUUGCUGAGAUCUGGCUGAUGUGGAACCUGCUGCACAGCCCGAGGCUUUCCUGUACUCAGAAGAAGCAAGUGAAGAAGCCUUUCCAAUGGAAGAGGAAAGCUCAAACAGCAACACAGGCAUCACCCCUCAGAUAAUGCAGGCAGACUGCAACAAAAACACAAGGAAAAACAGCUGAGAAAGGGAACCUGGAAUUUUUGCAACCAAAUGAACAGACUUUAGAAGUAGAGGGCUUUAGCACGGUCUAUUUACAAUGAGCAAACAACAAAAACUAUUGCAGAAAUGUGCCAAAAUUCCACAUUUGCACACACAUACCACGUAGGUCCUACUCCAGUAAUGUGCCCAAAUAAUCCUAACAGUAUCUUUAAUUUAUUAUUAUUUAUUAGAGUAACACUAGUGCUUAGCAGGCCAAUGUGUACAGACACAUUGCAAAAUGCAGUCUGGGGAGAUGUUUCAGCGUUGUUAGACAUGUGCAAAAUGGAAGGAGAAAGAAGAGACGAGGCCAAGAAGCACAGGGAUCGCUGUCAGCUUGUUCCUUUGAUUAUGGCUGGAAUUACUCAGACUCAAUGAGAAACAAGCAAACUACACAGUUAACUAGAGCAAAGGAAAUCAGGUGUCCUCAGUGGGUGCUCAAAUGAAAUCACUGCCUGGUUUGCUUUCUGUGAGCCUCAGAGGAGAAGAAAAGAACAGCUACUGAAUUGGAGUCCCAUAUGUUGCAGAACUACAAGAAAACAAGCUUGGGGGCUAGGGCUGACACAGCUGGCUGAGCAGAAGCCAUAUGAGUAGGUACCCCUUCCCAGUUAAGACCAUUGAAGGGCCUUUAAAAAAGGAAAAGAAGAACUUUCAGUUGAUCCCUUUUCACAUCUUGAUUUUUCAUUAAUUGUAGCAACACAAGAGUUCAAAGACAUGCCCCACUGACAUGCUGUCAGGACGCAGGAGAGCAGUUUAUGGCACUUCAGCGAGUUCAGACUCCACAUUACGCUGACUGGUGCUCAGUGAAGACUCAGAGCUGUCCAACAGCAUCCAACCUCUCUUACCACGUAAUCCAGAUCUUCAGAAAGCUAUCUGGAGAGAUCCUUUUGGCCUUUUGCUUGUGAGAGUGAAAGCACAGAGCUGCUGCUUGCAUCACUUUUGAGAGCUCCUUCAGACCAAAGGAAAACUUGUCAAUGGACUGGGCUGGUUCCUUCAGACCUCAGUGCUCUUCCUGGCACACAGUCAGCUGCAAAGAGCAGCCAAGACUUUCAACAUUGCCACGGGUGUCAUGUGAAGGAAGAAAGCAGUCUUCAGACAAAAGGGCUUCAGAAUAAAAGCCUUUCUAAACUUAUUGCAAAAAAAGCAGCAGCACAGCAAUUUUUCUGUUGGUAGAUGACUUUCCGUGUUUCAGUUAGUCUGUAACUUCAUAAAUAUUUUAAACAUUCAACAAGAACACUGGACUGCUUCGUUUUUCAAAGAACUGUCAAUACUUCAGAGCACUUCAGAGCAUUUUGUUUUUCCAGCAGCAGGUUACCAUAACAGAACAUCCUUUUCUUGGAUAUCAAAGGGGAAGCAAAUCCUUCCAAAUCAGGGUUAAAAAGCUAUGGUAUACUUGAGGCAAAGAGCCUGGAUUCGCUUUUGAUACUGUAUUUGCUAAUCCUUUUGCAAUUUUUCCCCCCUCAACAAAACAUCUUAUUCAUCAGAGUAUCCCAGAUGCCAUCCCCCUUCAGGAGGACACAUCCACACAGCUUCAAAGGCAAUCACAGAGUCAUGAACCUCCAGGAAGCUGCUUAAACAGAGCCUGCAGCACAGCUGCACUUCAGACCUGGGUGUAUCCUUCCUCCCAUCCAGCUGCAGGCUGGACUUAGGUCUUGUAUUAACUAUGCACACAACGUGAAGGAAAAUAUACUGGUAAUAUCUAUCAACAGACUAUUGAAAAGAGCCUUACAUGUUAUCAUAAUCUUCAGAGUUUAAGCCUUAACGUAUUUCCAUGGAAAGGCUGGCCAUGUAGAAAUCAAAGAACCAUCAGCUGAUUUGGGAUAUUUUCAGGAUGACAGCCUGAAAUCCAAAAUUCUCAUGCAAGCUUCACAAGGAGCUCUGCAAGGUGUGGGAAUAAGCCAGAGCUCAGUGGUGGGAGAAAGCUGUGCCCAUCUGCUAAAGUGUGUGAUAUGUGUGUAUUUAUGAGUUUGUACAGAAACGUAUUACCUGAGAUUAGUUUACAGUUUGGGAAGUUAUUUAUACCAUAAUUAAAAGAUAGCAUGCAGGUA